AUGCUGCAAGAUUUGCUGAUGAUACGUGCAGAUCGUGCCUUGUAUUACUACGGGGCUGAUGAGCUCUUCGCCAAGCAUCAGGAUGUGGUGAAGAGGCUUACAGACCGCACCUCCGCGCUUUUGCGCACCUUGCUUGACGGCCUCGUGUGGAGGUCUCAGCGCACUGAAGCGAACGGCACCUUGCGAAGAGUAAAUUUCUUUGUGAA
Symbiodinium pilosum is the source of this 206-nucleotide messenger RNA. The record is from the annotation of a GenBank genome assembly. Lineage: Eukaryota; Dinophyceae; Suessiales; Symbiodiniaceae.